AUGUAUGGUGACAAAGCCUUGAAAGAAACACGUCAAAGUUGGUUUGUCAAAUUCCGUUUGGGAGAUUUUCCACUCAAAGACAAGCCACGUUCAGGUCGGCCAAGUGCAGUUGAUGAUGACGUCAUCAAGGCUUUAAUCAAAUCAGAUCAUCAUGUAACUGAGCGUGAGAUUGGAGAGAAGUUAAAUAUACCACAAUCAACCAUACAUGAUCAUAUACGACGUCUUGGGAUGGGUGUGGUAUAUUUUAAGCUGCUUAAAAGGAACCAAGCGAUUAAUUCGGAUGUCUACUGUAAGCAACUGGACAAAUUGAAUACAGCUAUCAAGGAGAAGCGACCAGAAUUGGUCAAUCGUAAAGACCGCACGCAUCUUUGGAAUCAGCUGCGAAAAGUCAACAUCGAAGAUCGACAUAAGGCCGAUCAGCGCAAGUUGCCAACCAGUAAAGACUUCAUGUGA
This is a messenger RNA of Bactrocera latifrons, 453 nucleotides long. RefSeq lists its product as uncharacterized. The record is from RefSeq and is a predicted model, not a curated record. Bases 1 to 453 code for a protein of 150 amino acids. NCBI's taxonomy places the organism in Eukaryota, Metazoa, Arthropoda, Insecta, Diptera, Tephritidae. The transcript has 3 exons. Gene Ontology annotation, molecular function: nucleic acid binding.